Molecule: messenger RNA, 2032 nt
Organism: Hyla sarda
Lineage: Eukaryota; Metazoa; Chordata; Amphibia; Anura; Hylidae
Gene: SPRY2
Product: sprouty RTK signaling antagonist 2
Exons: 2
Coding region: 333-1283 (316 amino acids)
Biological process (GO): animal organ development; negative regulation of MAP kinase activity; multicellular organism development
Cellular component (GO): cytosol; membrane
Source: RefSeq, a predicted model, not a curated record
CCAUUUACUGCCCUACCUCCGCCUCCUCCCUCAGAGCACAACAACGCUGAGGAGGCGGCGGCGCCCUGUCACACUGCUCUGCCGGAUCUCCUGUGACUUGUGCCCCGCUCUGUGGAUACUACAGCCCGGACCGCUCCGCCGCCACUACGUGCGAUUCUCUCUUGGAACUUAUUUCACUUCCAGACACUUGUGGACAUUUCUUCCCGGACCCCGGAACUUUUCUGUAGCCGGGAGCGGAUUUAGUUGCAGAACUUGCAGAGGGGAGUCGUGGUGCCGCUGCGGAUUUCAGAUGUGUUCUCGGCCUACUGGAGUGAAAACUCUUCAGGGUACUGAUGGAGGCCAGAGUACAAAAUGGCAGUGGAUCUCAACCUUUACUACAGGCUCGGCGUGACAGCGGGAGACCACACGGUGAUAUUGACCCAAGGGACCUUUUGACGCAACAAGUUCAUGUUUUGUCAUUGGAACAGAUAAGAGCCAUACGGAACACUAAUGAGUAUACUGAAGGGCCAACUGUGGCUCCUCGACCUUGGGUUAAACCUGCACCCCGUCAAACUUCCCAGCACAAAAAUGAGAGAAUACAUGUGGUAACAGACCAGAGGCAAUUUAGCCGGAGCCCUCUUGCACCAAUGUAUCCCUCAUCACGGACAACUUUGUCUCGGCCUGUUAGUACUGUGAGUACAGGAUCGCGAAGUAGUACACGGACGAGCACAAGUAGCAGCUCAUCAGAGCAAAGACUUUUAGGUCCUCCUUAUUCAUCAUCGGGGCUAGUUUCUGACAGGAUAAUUCGCGUACAACCCAAAGGUGAGCUGAAACCAGAGGAGUUAAAGCCUUCCAGUAAAGAAGACUUGGGCUUACAUGCAUACAGGUGUGAGAGCUGCGGGAAAUGUAAGUGCCAAGAAUGCACUUAUCCAAGAACUCUUCCCUCCUGCUGGAUAUGUGACAAGCAGUGCCUUUGCUCAGCACAGGAAGUGAUUGACUAUGGAACUUGUGUUUGCUGUGUGAAGUGCCUAUUCUAUCACUGCUCCAACGACGAUGAGGACAAUUGUGCCGACAACCCCUGUUCUUGUAGCCAGUCGAAUUGCUGCACUCGCUGGUCUGCCAUUGGUGUUAUGUCGAUGUUCUUGCCUUGUUUAUGGUGUUACCUUCCAGCCAGGGGUUGCCUUAAAUUGUGCCAGGGCUGCUAUGACCAGGCAAAGAGACCGGGAUGUCGAUGUAAAAGGUCAAAUACAGUAUGUUGUAAAGUGCCACAGUUACAGCCCAGAAGUUUGGGAAAGCCAACAUAGCACCGGUUGACUUAAAAAGGAUAAAGUAAUUGAACUUACUUUUAACACACAUAUGCAAUCAUUUAAAUUAACAUGGUACAGUUGGUAGGAAGCAGUGGGAAGUUUUUUCCUGUUUGCAGUGAUUUAAAAAAAAUUAUUUUUUUCCUAAGUGCCAUCUUAACCAAUAGGCUUGUUAGAAAACCUUUAAUCAAGCUCGGACUAGGAUCCAGUGCUCUGUGCCACAUAAUAUAUAAGCUAUAGCAACACAGACACUCCUACGUAAAUGUGCAUUGUUUUGUGAAUAAUACUUGCAACAUUUGUAAAUUAACAAAGGACUUUCAUGUUUUGUCUGCCAGAGAUAAUGUGCUAUAUUUUUGUAUAUAAAGAAUAAUAUUUACAACUGUGAAUUUGGUGCCACUGUACUGGCACAAUCACGAAAUGUACUAAUAUACAUUCAGAGGAAUGUGAAUCUAUCCACACGGUUAGAUUGUGCUUCACCUUAUUGAAAAAUUAAUAUUUCUACUCUUUGGACUUUCUGUAUAUUGUACAGUUUCAGUAAGAGUCAGCCUUUAUUUUCUAAUUUUUCAACAUAUUGUUUAGUGUAAAGUAUAUUUAUUUGAAGUUUUAUUAUUUUAUAAAAGAGAAAUAUUUAUUUUAAGAGGCAUCUUACAAAUGUUUCCCCUUUUUUAUGAUGUCAGUUUCUGCAGAUGGGGUUAACAGAUGCAUAUGUUCACUAUAAAAUAGAAAAUAUAUUAACGUUUGAAAUUAAA